Molecule: messenger RNA, 8238 nt
Organism: Lytechinus variegatus (green sea urchin)
Lineage: Eukaryota; Metazoa; Echinodermata; Echinoidea; Temnopleuroida; Toxopneustidae
Product: fibroblast growth factor receptor-like
Exons: 20
Coding region: 721-3648 (975 amino acids)
Biological process (GO): positive regulation of kinase activity; multicellular organism development; protein phosphorylation
Cellular component (GO): signaling receptor complex
Molecular function (GO): fibroblast growth factor receptor activity; ATP binding; fibroblast growth factor binding
Source: RefSeq, a predicted model, not a curated record
UUUUCUUUGGUUUUUAUGUAAACGAGGAUAGAAUGAAUGCCUGUGCAUUGGAGCAAGAGCGCAAGCUGAUUGCUCUACCAGUUUUCAGUACCAUGGCACAGGGAGGGCUGGCAUAAGCAGGUUCAUUGUGUGCUCCCCCCAAAAAAGUAUUCCAUUGAACAAAGUUCAGCGUUGGGCUAGUGCUGGCUCCUUAUGUGCAUAACAGGCACACAGGCAGUCAGUGGAGAAGAGCGAACGCAUUGCGUUGGUACCUUUCUGGAUUUGAUUCCUUACUCUGUUUUGGAUUCUUGGAUAUUUAUUAACUGUGGAAGCGAUUAAGUUCUUUUUGGAUUAGUUUCAACCCUUUGACUGUAUCUGGAUGGUGUAGUUCAUGGUGAAAAAGAUUCUUUUUAACGGUCAUGGAAAGAACAUUGGUUGAUACAUGAUGAAAACAUUACCAGCAUGAUGUCGUCAAUACUUGUCGAAAGAUUCACUCUCCAAACCUAACAAUCUACGGUGGGAUUUUAAUAUUACUGCUUGCUACAAGAGUGGUCCUCAUCCUGAACCGACAUCCUAAAGAUUCAACAGAUCCGAUACGGAAUAAUUUUACGAAUGGACUGGACUCUCUGCAAUUGAUUGGAAACGACACUUCAACGGAGGAAAGCUCCUUUUUCGAGAAGAGUCCGUGAAGGACUUCCAAAGUGUUGCAUUGAAAGCUAUGCUCAGAGCAGCAGCGGCAUCAUGAGACUGCCUUGCUGCUGUUUGAGGGCUCGUCCCGCCAUGUUUUCUAGAACUUCUGCUUGUUCAGAUCCUCUAAGGACGCUAUGGAUUGCGCUAUUAUUAUGUGUAAUAUGCAGUUGGACAUUAGUUUCAGUGGUUGGAGCAACAACGUUACGGGAUCCAGAAGUUCCACCAGAAGCUCCUCGGGAUUUGAGAGCAGUCCCAGUCAAAGCCGAAGCCAUAGUUUUAACGUACAAAAAACCAUUAAAAGAAGGAUACACUGGAUACAUUGUUAAUUAUUGUCUCGUAAGAAGAGGAGGAGGUACUUGCGAGACGCAAGAAAUUGAUGCCAAUACGACAGAAGUCGAAGUUACAAACUUGUAUGCAAACCACACAUACCGAUUCCAGGUGCAAUCAGUUUAUCCAGACCACAGAAAAGGAGCAUUUACCCCCUUCGUUGAAGCGACAGGAUUAAAACCAGAGCCACCGACAUUGAGGCGGAACUUCAAAGGGGUGGUGGAAAAGAGUCUCGGGUUUGACCACAAGAUACCCUGUCCAGUGAGAGCGGACCCUAGACCUUAUACCAGAUGGCUGAAGAACGGGACCGAUAUAAGAUCCAGCAGCCACGAUGAUCAUGUGAUCUUCACCAAGACGGCCAUACUCUUCAAGCCCUUGAAGUUGUCCGACGCUGGCCUAUAUACCUGCGUGGCAUCCAAUUCCUUCGGCAACCCCAUCCAUGUCAACUUUACCUUGAUAGUAGUUGACACGCAUGCAGAUUCUGCGUACGACGAAUCCAGCGUCCUGGAAUCCUUCUCUUCGCUGGACUACGACGGCCCGUACAAUGAAACGGAAGAAGAGAUGCACUUCCCGAGGUUCACCUACCCGGAGCGCAUGGAGCCGGAGAGGCCCCUACCAAGCCACACAAAGGUCAGGCUGGAGUGCGCAGCCAGAGGAACACCUACCCCUAACAUUACAUGGAUCAAGGAUGGAGAGAACAACUGGAAGCAGAAUGUCAUUAGACCUACAAGGGUUGAAGAGAAAGGUUUCCUACUGAUCAUCCGUCGGGCGAUCAUUACAGACUCUGGGAAAUAUACUUGCGUCGUGAGCAACCAGUAUGGCACCAUUGACCACACAUAUGAUGUCAAAAUCAGAGAACGACUCCCUGUGAAGCCCAUCAUGUCGCCCAUGAAGAACGUGACCGCCGUAGUGGGUUCCAACACGUCGUUCGUGUGUCGGGUCGUCAGCGACCUGACGCCGCACUUUGCCUGGAUGCGUUACAAUGGGACCAAUAGCACCAGACAGAGUCUGUCGGACAUUGAUGACCAUAUUAGUAUCCUUCAGCAACGAUGGGUCGAGGAGCCGAUGCUCACCUGCGAUGAGUUCUUGGACGUCUUCUACCAGAAUCAAUCAAAGAGGAUGUUGGAAUGUCUCCAUCUUAUUCAGCUUGAAACUCAAGGUGGGAUGGAAGAAGCCAAUCAAUUGAAACUCUACAAUGUCCAGUACGAAGACGAAGGACCGUACCUAUGUGUUGCAGGAAACUUCUAUGGCAUGAGUUGGGAAGGUGCUUAUCUGGACGUCAUAGAACCGCCGACGCAACCUCCAGAAAGAACACAGCCCCCUGCUGUGUAUAUUCCACCAAACACCCAGACAACGAACAAGACUCAUCUCAUCGUCUUCAUUGUGGUAGGCUUUGUUGUCGUUGUCGUCCUUGUGACAUGCAUAGCCAUCUUAUGCAAGCAGACCCAGGCUAGGCACCGGAGGCCACCAGACAAAGCGGGCAUUAACGGUACUCGCCCUCACAUCUACAGACAGAUGUCAAUCGACUCCACCAAAUCCAAUGCUCCCUUAUGUCAGUUUGGAAGGAAUCGACUGACGUCAUCAUUAACAGUCAUCUCAGAAUACGACAUCCCUCUUGAUCCUGAGUGGGAGUUCCCAAGGGACAGACUCACCUUGGGCAAGACGAUUGGAGAAGGUGCAUUUGGCAAGGUCGUGAUAGGAGAAGCUGUUGGCAUAGUAUGCCAGGAGAAGACGAGCACGGUAGCCGUCAAGAUGCUGAAAGCCAAUGCUAUGGAUCGAGAGUUCUCGGAUCUCAUCUCUGAGCUGUCAAUGAUGAAGAUGAUCGGAAAACAUCCCAACAUUAUCAAUCUUCUCGGAUGCUGUACUCAAGAUGGACCACCCUAUGUCAUUGUUGAGUUUGCUCACCACGGUAACCUGCGUGACUUCCUCCGAUCAAGACGUCCACCUGAGGAGUACGAGAAGUCCAUCCUCCUGACCACCUCCCAAACAUUGACCAAUAAAGAUUUGAUGUCCAUGGCUUACCAGGUGGCCAGAGGCAUGGAGUUCCUGGCUUCGAAGAAGUGCAUUCAUCGAGACUUGGCAGCCAGGAAUGUUCUAGUGACGGAAGACUUUGAGAUGAAGAUUUGUGACUUUGGACUCGCUCGUGAUAUCCACUACAUUGACUUCUACAGAAAGACUACAGAUGGUCGGUUACCAGUAAAAUGGAUGGCACCGGAAGCACUGUUCGAUCGUAUGUUCACCACCCAAAGUGACGUUUGGUCAUUUGGUAUUCUUCUUUGGGAGAUCAUGACGUUGGGAGGUACACCUUACCCUAGCGUUCCUGUUGAACAGAUGUUCGACUACCUACGCUCAGGCAAGAGAUUGGAGAAACCUCAGAAUACCUCGUUAGAAAUCUAUCAUAUCUUAUGUGAGUGUUGGAGGACAUCACCGGGACAGAGACCAACAUUCAGUGAGCUCGUAGAAGACCUCGAUCGCAUCAUCUCCGUCUCAUCAAAUCAGGAUUAUCUUGAUCUGGAAGCGGUGGGCGACGCACCGGUGAAAACCUUCCAAGAGAGCGAGCGAAUGGCUUUUAUGGGAUACAGGGCGCCGCUCUCGCCGCAGGUUUAUUACAAAGUACCACAAAGUCGGGACUGUUAUCCGUAUGCAAACUGACAGUGGCGGAAGGGAAGCAGGACUUAGCAUCUGGUAUGCAAUUAACAUUGUGAUUUCAUUUUGCCGCUUCAGACUUCAGUUUGUUCCGUUCCGAUGUGGAAUAUUUUUCUUGGUGCUACUGAUUAAGACAUGGAUGUCUUAUUAACGGAACUCUUUAUUACAUGGAGUCCAAUACAAGAAGGAUUGAGAACUGCCCUUGGAUAGUAUAGCGUUGCAUCACUUCAGAGAGCGCCAUCAUAUACCGCAAUAGACUCUCAUUUAUGCGUGUACAUAGAAGAUGAUUAAAUCAAAGAGAAUAUCUUAUAUGGAAAGCAUUGUAACCGAACGGCUACAAACGAACUGAAUUCCAUUAUGCAUUGUUGCAUCGUGAAGCUUCUAAUUCAAUUGCCUUCGAUUUCUUUGUGCUUUAUUGGACAGUUUUGUGUUAACAAAAGGUGUUGCCCUUUUUGGCGUUGGUGUAUGCCAAGAUACAGAAUUGGGAAACAGUAAAUCUUGGCUGUGUGGUGGACAUUGAAAGGACCUGACGUCAAACGGCACAGAAAGAGAACAUAGCACUGGGAUUCAGUGACUAUUAACGCAAGCUGCAUAAUUAUGUAUGCUGCUUGGAAAGUAAUUAUUUCUUGAUGUUUAACUGUGACCUCAUUACUUUGAAUGAAAGAAAAUAGUUGGAACAUAUCUAUAGAAUAUAUAAGCUAUAUUGUGUAUUUGGUGAAUAUAUAUAUGUUCAUUUGGUGUAAGAUAAGGAGGGCCUGUACUAUUAAAACUUGCCAUGUGUUCACUGCCAGCUCCUAAACAGAGUGAUAUUUAGUCCCUUUUUUCCAUUCUGAUAUAGCCACAUUAGUUAGACUAGUAUACUCCUGUAAAAAGAUAAUAAAGUACUUAAAGUAGACGUAUUUAAUACUUUCCUUGUGGGUCAAAUAAAAGUCUUUGAAUAUUCUCUUUCGCUCCUGAUGAAUUACUCCAAACCAGGACUGGCAUGAUGUGAAUUUAUUCUUUUUCUUAUGCUGUAGAUGCACAGUAUUUGCUUGAAAACCAAGUUUUAUCUCUUUAUUGUUAAAGAGCAAUUUUAGUACAAAUUUGAUUGUAAUUGUAAUGAAUUCUUACUAUUGCCAUUUCAUGAUGAAUUUUUGACCAAAAAAGAAAUUGAUCCCCAGAAAGGGAUUUAUGAACUUUUAUGUGAUUUUUUUGAUCUUCUGCACUCAAUGAAACUAAGUAUUAUUAUCAGUAGAGACUUGAGAGAAAAAUUAUGCCUUUCAAAUUCCUGCAUGUAUGCUCUUAAAUACAAAAUUUUCUCAGCUUUCAAGUUUUAUCUUUCACUUUUUUACCACUUGAAAACUGUUCUUAAUGAUAAAAAAUAACAGGACCUAGAUUUGUUGAAGUUUCUGCUCUAUGCAAAGUUCACGCCAGACAAAUGUGUUUUGAUGAAAAUUUGACAUUGUGAUUUAUUUUUGUACAUUAUGUAAUUAAGAAAUAUAUUGCCAACUGAUUUACAUUUUUUUUCAGAAGAAAAGUUUGGUCUUUCACUUGGUAAGAUUACUUUUUUGGAAAUGGCUGGAAUUUAUAUGCUCGAUACCUUUUUGAUUAAUUUCUUGUUGCCCGAGAAAGCGAUUCAUUUUAGUUCUCAGUAUUAUGGAGUAUUCAAUUGAAAUUAUUUAUGAAGAGAGACAAUAAUUUUGUUUGAAAUCUUUUUGUUACAAAAGUCAUGCGGUCUUAUAAAAUAUUUCUAUUGUAAUGAAUUGAUACGAUCUACGAUUUCAAUUUCAGAUUUGAUUUGAAUGUGUUACCUUGAAUCCUACAUACCUGUAAUCUCGCAGCAUUACAUCAUGUAUCACACAUGCCUUCAUACAUGUCAAUGGGUUUCAAAUUCAAAGUGGGUUGCUGCAAGCAAAUGCUGAAUCCGGACUGUUAUCAUUUUACUACUAGUUUUACUAAAAAAAAAAAUGAAAACAAAAAAAUCAAAAGCUGCAUUUUAUUUUCAUAGAACGCUUUUACACUGCUUUUUUAGCUUUGAUAAUACUUGUCUUUUUUCGUAUUUAAUUUGGAGAGCAUGGCAAUUGGAAACCAUAGCAGUUGCUAGUACCACCACCAAAUCAUUCCCACUUUUUUUCAUAUGUUCUAGUGGGAAUGACAUUUUGUUUUAUUCUGUUCAUUUUUGUUUCUACUCCUGUACUUCUUAAUAAUGUUUUACUCCUACUCCAUGUAUAGACUUGCAGGGUUUGUUAUCCAGCAUGUUGUAUUCACUUUUGCUUUUUAAAUAUCUUUGUUUUUCAUCUUUGUAUUGUCCAGUGUCCAUAGAAGUAUUACAUUUUUGAAAGCCAGAAAACAAAGUAGAAAUUACAUUAACCAGUUUGUUGUAGUUUGUUGCAAAAAGAAAUUCUUUCAGAGAUUGAUCAUAGUUACAACCAGUGCUUUGCUGAAAAAAAAAAAGAAUCAAGAAUGAUCCAAAUUUUAAUUCAUACAUUUAUAUUUUCGUAUUACAGUUCAAAUGAAUUAUGAAGUUGAAAUUGACAUUUUAAGAAUUGUAGUUUCAAACUUGUGUUAUUUUGGAGUUGACAUGAUGUUCAAUGUUUGAACACCCUUUUGAAGUAUUCUAUUAAAAGUGGGCUUCUUCACCCCCCCCCCCAAAAAAAAAACUGCCACUAUUAUUGUUUAGAUUCAGGUUGUUACUAUAACACUAUAUCCACGGAAAGACACUUUAUUUUUUCAAGAUCGUGGAGAGCCAGGAUUGACUUAAUAUUAAAACUCUGAUGCCCUCCCUCCCCCCAAAAGAUGUUCAAAUCAGGCCAUUAACAGGGGCAUGACUGUCCUGUCUUUACUAGAUAUCUUCAGCCCCAGCUCCCCUCUCUGAUAAAAGCUAAUUCAAAAGUAUUCAUGUUGAUGAAAUCUGAUUGUAAACAAAGAACACAGCUGUCUAGAAAUGUGUUGCAUGUACUUAAGGGUUUGUAGAAAAGAUUUUUCUUUUUCCUACCUGCUUUAUAUUGGUAUACCAGCAAACAUCAUUAAGUAGUAGGCUAUAUCUGUUUAGUUGUCUCUAGACAGUAUCAUUUUUUUCCCCUGCUGUUCUCAUUGUAAAACGAUCUGUAUAAGAAAGUACUUAAAAUGUGAGCAUUUAUCACCAUGAAGCGUUUUGUAUUCAAGAUGUUAUUUUUUUUGCAGAUGCAUUUUGAAGAAUAAGUGCAUCAUUAUUCUUGUGAAUAUCAUUGUAUUUGAAAAAAAAAAUGUCUCAAUUAUGUGCAAGGUGCUUAUUUGAAAGGGAAUUCAAAAGCAACAAUAUCUGUUCAUUAGCACUAAAAUUCCAUCUUUAUAAUCUAUUUGUUAAUUUUUGAAGAUGUACCGGCAGACAAUUUUAUCGCUUUGUAUUUCAUUCUGAGCCCAUAAUUAAAAGAAGGUAUACCCACACACUCCAUUUCUUUUGGAGCGUUAUUAGACCAAAUACCCUUUUGAACCAUGUCAACCUUCUGCAUCAACAAGGACAUAUCUCUGUGAGAUUUAAUAUUAAUGUCAAGAAAGUUAUGGAACUUUCAGAAUGACUGCAACCUCAAAGUUUGCUUAGAAUAUCGGUCCAACUACUCCUUUUUUGAUGCAAAAAUGCUAUCGCCUAAAAGGGCGAAUGGGCCUGAAGGAGGUGCGAGUUAGUUGGGUUUUUUUUGGGGGGGGGAUCCACACUUGCCAGUCAAAUCCAUUGUGGUUUAAUUAGAAUAGGCAAGUGUAGCUACAGAACUUUUGGUCUAUCCAACUUCUACCAAAUUGAAUUAAGAACUCCCACCUCCCUCUCCAUUUAAUCAUUCAUGCCAUCAAGCUCUGGAUUUAUAUUGUUGCCCCCCCCCCCAAAAAAAAGAGUUCAUCAUGGUGAAAUCAUUUGUUUUGAAAGGUAUCCUCUAAUUAUCUUGAAUAUGCUGAUUUGGGGAAGUUUACAUAUAUGUUAUGAGAUUUAAUAAAAAUUGUUGUCAUGUGUUAUGUUCCUCUUGUAUAUUAAUAAAUGAAUGUUUGGAACAUGAAUCAUUUAUAUCUGUUUUUGUUGUAUUCAUUGCUGGAUUUAUAAUAGAAAGCUCUAAUAAUUGAAAAUUGACAGAACCAUUUCUUUAUGGCAAGAUUAUGAGUUGAUGUGUUUGAUUAAAUCUUAUGGAAGUGCUCUCAACAUCAAAUGCUCAGAAAAAAAUAGUCUAAUAGACACCAACAUGUUUAUUUUGAAAGCUGACUGGAAACCAUUUUCCUCUAGCUUUUUUUUUUAUUAUUUUCUUACAAACUUCCAUAACAUCACUUUCAACCAUACUUGUUCUGUGAUCAGUAAAUCUGUACAAAUCCUAAAAAAUGCAACAAAAAAAAGGGUGUGAAAUCAUGAUUUUAAAAUCACAGAAUCCUAUUUCAAAAUGGAUGAAUAUUCUCGACAUCUGGGUCUUGCACAAUGUAAAUAUACCUGGGAACUAAUUAAAAUCAAGGAUUCCACAAUUUUUUUGAGAUUAUACUCUGGUUAUGAAAGGUUUGAACCAAGUCUUUCUGAAACGACACCAGCAGACAAUUAUGAUUGACCUUAUGCAAUUAUUGUUAUACUGAUGACUUUUUUUCCUUUAAAGGUAAAUACUAGUAAAA